AUCUCGCAGCAAUCCUUUCUUCAUGUAGGAGAGGGUGAGAUCACUUCACUCAAUGACUGUGAAGAAGAGCAGUCAUGCAGUGCUGGAACCGCUGGGUCCUGCUCGUCCUGUCUGUGGUCCUCUGCUUUCAAAUAUGGGCAGAAAGCUCUUCAGCAGACUCCAUUAAUAUGAGGAUUAGUAACACGUCAGAUAGUAUAACGGUGACAUGGGAAAAUCCAAACAAAAGCAAGAACAACCAGUGUUACAGAUUUGAUGUCCAGUACAGGCAUCUCUGUGAUUCAUCCUGGAAGAGUGUUAAUGACAUUAAAGGGUUUUCCUUUAAGCUGCCUGCUCCAGAUAUGAAGAAGAACUAUGUUUUCAGAAUAAGAGCAAGGCUGUAUUGUAUCAAUGGGAACUGGAGCAAAUGGAGUCCAGAGAAAUACUGGAGGAAUGACACAGGUCUCUGCAUUGCAGAAACAUCACCAGUUAGCAUCAGGGACUAUCUGUUAGUCACUGUACUGCCAGUGACAUGCUUGCUGCUUGUCUUUGCAAUAACUCAGGAGCGGGUAAGAAGACUUGUCCUUCCUAUAAUUCCAGAUCCAAAGCACACUCAGGAGAGAAUUUUAAACAUUGAACAGUUCCAGUGGUUCACCAGCUUUUCAGAGACCUGUGAAGAGUGCGAAAUAGUAGAAAUUGAGGUGGACUCUGAGAGGGAGGAUCAAAAGUCUGAAAUUACUGAAGAACAACCACUACAGAAACCUACAGAUGCUUCCCCAGAAAGCCAUGACAUAGGCCUUAUUGCAAAUAUCAGCAUGUACUCUCUUGAUUCACCUGAGGUUAACACGGUGCCACAGUGUUCUCACACCAUGCCAGGCUACAUUGUCAUUUAAAUAUUGACAUUAAAAAAACAUUUUAUUUUUUUAUUUAAUAUGUAUUUCAAGUGCAUAUAUACAAUUUAAUAAUGUCUUUUGACUUGUACUGUGUAAAUAUGAACAAAAAAGUAUGUACUCAUAGGAAUAAACAAAGACAUGUUUAAAAAACAUAAUGAACACGAAACAAGUCUUCAAACACUGUAUUCAAUAUACAUAUUGGAUGUUAGGGAACCAUCCUUGUGACUGGAAGGUCACCGGUUUGAUCCUCAGAGCUGACAGGACGUGACUGAAGUGCCCUUGAUCAAGAGCACUUAAUCCCCAACUGCUCCCAGUGUGGACAGGGCUGCCCACCACUCUGGGUAAGUGUGCUCAGUAUGCCCCCUAGUGUGUGUGUUCACUAGUGUGUAUGUGGUGUUUCACUGUACAGAUGAUUUAAAUGCAGAGGUGAAGUUCUAGACAUUAAUGCUGCACAAACAAAUUGCAAUACGGGAAGAUUUUAUGCAAUCAUGCUGAAGGUGAAGGAACUUCCUAAAGAUCUCAGGGACAACAUUAUUAAAUAACACUUGAAUGGAAAAAGCUACAGAGCCCUAGCAAACACCUCAAACAUGCCAGACAGAGCAAUUGGUUCGAUAAUAUGCAGGCCAAAAGCUCAUGGAACUAAAACUAAUCAUCUCCAGACAGGUGCACCAUGUAAGAUUUCACAAACCAGUAUCAGAUUAGGUAAGAAAGGUAAGAGAGAAGCCAGCAUUCACUUGAAAAGAGUUGCGGGACGACCUGAAAGCAGCAGGAACAGCAAUCACAGAGAAACACAGAGAACAAUAAGCAAUGAAAUGCACCGCUAGCAAUGAACUCUUCCUACACCCCCAUGCAACACACCUUUGCUAAAAAGGAAGCACAGAGAUGCAUAUCUAAAAUUUGCACGCAAGUAUUUAGACAUAUCAGAGCUUUCUUGGAACAAUGUACUCUGCUCAGACUAAACAAAAACAGAACUAUCUGACACUAUGUGAAUUCAGCUCGCCAUAUUCAGAGAAAUAAGAGUUGCGCUUAGAAAACCAUACCCAUAAAGGAAAUAUGAAUGAAGUGAUAUACCAGAAUAUAUUAGAAAAUAAUUUAUUUUGAUCAGCCAAGAAACAGAAUCUGGGGAGGAAAUGGACGUUUCAAGACAAUGACAACAAACAUACAGCCAGAAUAACUCAAGACUGGUUUCUCAAAAAAAGGCGAACGUGCUUGGAUGGCAUAGCUAAUCUCCUGAAUUGAAUCCCUUUGAAAU
Messenger RNA from Colossoma macropomum (tambaqui), 2121 nucleotides. Its product is annotated as cytokine receptor common subunit gamma. Gene Ontology annotation, biological process: cytokine-mediated signaling pathway. The coding region runs from base 75 to 869 and encodes 264 amino acids. The record is from RefSeq and is a predicted model, not a curated record. Gene Ontology annotation, molecular function: cytokine receptor activity; protein binding. Lineage: Eukaryota; Metazoa; Chordata; Actinopteri; Characiformes; Serrasalmidae. The transcript has 6 exons. Gene Ontology annotation, cellular component: external side of plasma membrane.